This is a messenger RNA of Aureococcus anophagefferens, 234 nucleotides long. RefSeq lists its product as hypothetical. The transcript has a single exon. Gene Ontology annotation, molecular function: peptidyl-prolyl cis-trans isomerase activity. The record is from RefSeq and is a predicted model, not a curated record. The annotation marks the transcript as partial. Lineage: Eukaryota; Pelagophyceae; Pelagomonadales; Pelagomonadaceae.
GGCACCGUGCGCGGCGGCGGCGCCAUCGACAAGGCGACGGCGAAGGAGCCCUACCUCUUCGUCUGCGGGAGCUCCGAGGUCGUCAAGGGCCUGUCCCUCGGCAUCAAGGGCAUGCGCGCCGGCGGCAAGCGGACCAUCACCGUGCCGUGGAAGUUCGGCUACGGCGCCAAGGGCAGCCUGCCCAGUGUCCCGCCCAAGGCCGACCUGCGCUUCGACGUGGAGCUGCUGGAGGUC